Messenger RNA from Lolium rigidum, 1296 nucleotides. Its product is annotated as alpha-amylase type B isozyme-like. The transcript has 3 exons. Gene Ontology annotation, biological process: carbohydrate metabolic process. Lineage: Eukaryota; Viridiplantae; Streptophyta; Magnoliopsida; Poales; Poaceae. The record is from RefSeq and is a predicted model, not a curated record. Gene Ontology annotation, molecular function: alpha-amylase activity; calcium ion binding. The coding region runs from base 13 to 1296 and encodes 427 amino acids.
UUGGUGAAGAACAUGGCGAGCAAACACUUGUCUCUGUCCCUGUUCCUCGUCCUCCUCGGCCUCUCGUCCAGCUUGGCCUCCGGGCAAGUCCUGUUCCAGGGUUUCAACUGGGAGUCGUGGAAGCAUAAUGGCGGGUGGUACAACCUCCUGAUGACCAAGGUAGACGACAUCGCCGCCGCCGGAAUUACGCACGUCUGGCUCCCACCGGCGUCGCAGUCCGUCGGCGAGCAAGGGUACAUGCCGGGCCGGCUGUACGACCUGGACGCGUCCAAGUACGGCAACGAGGCGCAGCUCAAGUCCCUCAUCGCGGCGCUCCACGGCAAGGGCGUCAAGGCCAUCGCCGACAUCGUCAUCAACCACCGCACCGCGGAGCGCAAGGACGGGCGGGGCAUCUACUGCCUCUUCGAGGGCGGCACCCCCGACGCGCACCUCGACUGGGGCCCCCACAUGAUCUGCCGCGACGACCGGCCCUACGCCGACGGCACGGGCAACCCGGACACCGGCGCCGACUUCGGGGGCGCCCCGGACGUCGACCACCUCAACCCGACCGUCCAGAAGGAGCUCCUCCAGUGGCUCAACUGGCUCAAGACCGACAUCGGCUUCGACGCCUGGCGCCUCGACUUCGCCAAGGGCUACUCCGCCGACGUCGCCAAGGUGUACAUCGACGGCACCGAGCCCAACUUCGCGGUGGCCGAGAUAUGGACCUCGCUCGCCUACGGCGGGGACGGCAAGCCGAACCUCAACCAGGACGAGCACCGGCAGGAGCUGAUGAACUGGGUGAACCGGGUCGGUGCAUCCGGCCCGGCCACCGCGUUCGACUUCACCACCAAGGGCAUCCUCAACGUUGCCGUGGAGGGCGAGCUGUGGCGGCUGCGCGGCGCCGACGGCAAGGCGCCCGGCAUGAUCGGGCGGUUGCCCGGCAAGGCCGUCACCUUUGUCGACAACCACGACACCGGCUCCACGCAGCACAUGUGGCCGUUCCCCUCCGACAGGGUCAUGCAGGGAUACGUAUACAUCCUCACGCACCCAGGGACACCAUGCAUCUUCUACGACCACUUCUUCGACUGGGGCCAUAAGGAGGACAUCGAACGCCUGGUGUCCAUUAGGACACACCAUGGAAUUCACAACGAAAGCGAGCUGCGGAUCAUGGAGGCCGACGCCGACCUUUACCUCGCCGAGAUCGACGGCAAGCUCAUUGUCAAGCUCGGGACAAGAUACGAUGUUGGCAACCUCAUUCCUGGAGGCUUCCACGUGGUAGCGCACGGUGAUGGCUAUUGCGUUUGGGAGAAAAUAUGA